AUGGGUGCCGCACCACAUACGGCGCAUGAAGCCGCCCUUGAGCGCCGUCAGGCCCUCAUGGGUAAGAGCGGUGCUCGAGCGAUUCUGACCAACUUCAAAGUCUUUCGGAUUGCGGCUUUCGCUUGUAUAGGAGGAGUUCUUUAUGGCUACAAUCAAGGAAUGUUUUCUGGCAUUCUGGCCAUGCCUUCUUUCGGCAAGCAUACGGAUGGGUAUAUUGAUAAACCAUCGCUGAAGGGCUGGCUCACGGCUAUUCUCGAGCUUGGAGCAUGGUUCGGAGCACUAUCGUCUGGUAUUCUUGCUGAAAUCCUGUCCCGAAAAUAUGGCAUUCUUGUUGUCACGGGUGUCUUCAUUCUUGGUGUUAUUAUCCAAGCCACUUCGAUUGCCGGCGGUGUGAAUCCAAUCCUUGCUGUUGGUGGCCUAAGUAUGAUUGUUCCACUAUACGUCUCGGAGUGCGCGCCUCCCGAGGUUCGAGGUGCCCUAGUAGCUCUUCAGCAACUUGCAAUUACCUUUGGAAUCAUGAUCAGCUUUUGGAUUGAUUAUGGAUGUAAUUAUAUCGGAGGAACAACCGUUGAGACCCAAAAGGACGCGGCUUGGCUCGUCCCAAUUUGUCUUCAAAUUCUCCCGGCUGUUAUCCUCUUUGUUGGAAUGAUUUGGAUGCCCUUCUCCCCUCGUUGGCUCAUCCACCACGAUCGCGAAGAGGAAGCCCGUGCGAACCUGGCGAGUCUGCGUGAACUUUCGCCAGAUCACGAACUUAUCCAGCUUGAGUUCCUGGAGAUAAAGGCUCAGUCUCUUUUCGAAAAGAGGAGCAUUGCUGAAAAGUUUCCAACUUUACAGCAGCAAACAGCUAUCAACACCAUUAAACUGCAGUUUGCGGCUAUCAAGUCCCUAUUCGAGUCGAAGGCUAUGUUUCGAAGAGUAGUGGUCGCUACGGUGACUAUGUUCUUCCAACAAUGGACUGGAAUCAAUGCUGUUUUAUAUUACGCCCCGUCUAUCUUUUCGCAGCUUGGGCUCUCAUCGAACACAACUAGCCUUCUCGCGACAGGUGUCGUCGGUAUAGUAAUGUUCAUCGCCACCAUUCCUGCCGUGCUUUGGAUCGAUAGAUUGGGUCGUAAGCCGGUACUUACCAUCGGUGCUAUUGGCAUGGCUCUUUGCCACUUCAUCAUUGCCGUCAUUCUUGCACGCAACAUCGACCACUUUGAUAGCCAUCAGAGUGCUGGAUGGGCUGCCGUUGUCAUGGUUUGGCUUUUUGUGGUUCACUUUGGAUACAGUUGGGGACCUUGUGCUUGGAUCAUCAUCGCCGAAGUGUGGCCCUUGUCCACUCGACCAUAUGGCGUAAGCUUGGGCGCAUCUAGCAACUGGAUGAAUAAUUUCAUUGUUGGGCAAGUCACGCCGGACAUGCUCAGUGGAAUCACCUACGGCACCUACAUCAUAUUUGGACUACUUACCUCCAUGGGUGCUGCAUUUAUAUGGUUCUUUACACCGGAGACCAAGCGCCUUUCGCUUGAGGAGAUGGACAUUAUCUUUGGGUCUGAGGGCACGGCACAGGCAGACACAGAGAGGAUGCUGGAGAUUAAUAGGGAGAUAGGCUUAAGCGCCUUGUUGGAGGGGAACUUGUCCCCAAUCGCAGAAGACGAGACCAAAUCCCACGUGGACGAGAAGAGCGCCGAGUUGGCAGCCUGA
Molecule: messenger RNA, 1680 nt
Organism: Clonostachys byssicola
Lineage: Eukaryota; Fungi; Ascomycota; Sordariomycetes; Hypocreales; Bionectriaceae
Source: the annotation of a GenBank genome assembly